This is a messenger RNA of Gopherus flavomarginatus (Mexican gopher tortoise), 2027 nucleotides long. It is a transcript of the gene CBLN2, whose product is annotated as cerebellin 2 precursor. NCBI's taxonomy places the organism in Eukaryota, Metazoa, Chordata, Testudines, Testudinidae. Gene Ontology annotation, molecular function: protein binding. The record is from RefSeq and is a predicted model, not a curated record.
AAUGGGCGGGAGAGAAUGAGGCGAGUCCUGCUUCCUUUUCUUUCUGCCAGCACCAUCUCAGCUCAUUUUCUCUAAGCAAUUCAACUUCACGGACAGCUACCUAGCCAGCCCGACGCUCCCAUUAUGGAUCUACCAGGCUGUGUGCCGCCGCCCUGUGAGGACGCCUCAUUGCCCUGCCCGGAGGAGGAGGACUCGGAUCUAGUCCCAAGCCGGCUGCCAAGGAGAGAGCGCAGGGGAGGAACUAGGCGCAGCCUCCCCUCCCUACCCCCUUGCUCCCUGAUGCCGGCGCCGAGCGGGAGCGGCUGCUGGCCCCUGCCGAAGAUGCCGGGGCUAGGGCGGCGGGGGGCGCUGCCGGAGCCCGCGGGCUGCUGCUCCUGCCUGGCGGCGGCGCUGGCCCUGCUGCUGCUGCUGCUGCCGGCCGGCUGCCCGGUGCGUGCGCAGAACGACACAGAGCCCAUCGUGCUGGAGGGCAAGUGCCUGGUGGUUUGCGACUCCAGCCCGUCGGCGGACGGGGCCAUCACCUCCUCCUUGGGGAUCUCGGUGCGCUCGGGCAGCGCCAAGGUGGCCUUCUCGGCCACCAGGAGCACCAACCACGAGCCGUCGGAGAUGAGCAACCGCACCAUGACCAUCUACUUCGACCAGGUAUUAGUUAAUAUUGGCAACCAUUUUGAUCUUGCGUCCAGUAUAUUUGUAGCACCAAGAAAAGGGAUUUAUAGUUUCAGUUUCCACGUGGUCAAGGUCUAUAACAGACAGACUAUCCAGGUAAGUUUAAUGCAAAACGGCUACCCAGUGAUUUCAGCUUUUGCAGGGGAUCAGGAUGUCACCAGAGAAGCAGCCAGCAAUGGAGUCUUGCUCCACAUGGAGAGAGAAGACAAAGUGCAUCUCAAACUGGAAAGGGGUAACCUCAUGGGAGGGUGGAAAUACUCAACCUUUUCUGGCUUCUUAGUCUUUCCACUAUAAAGGAAGACCAAAUAGGAGCCAGAUUCUUGAGCUGAAACAAGGAUUGAGUCGUUAAUGACACACUGAACUUGGCAGAACAUGAUAAUAUUUCCAACCACGCAGUCAGACUGUCAUGGUAGAAGAAUGAUAACCUUCUAAACUCCAAUAUUUACUUUGAAUAUUGACAAUUCCUCCGGAAACCUGCUCCUCUAAUUAGUUUUAGACGACAGUGAUCUUUAGGAGAAAUGAAAUUAUCGACCUGAGCAAUUUGUACCUGUGAUUGUAAAGUCAAUUUCGGAUUUUAUUGUUGGGAUCAUUGACUUUUUUUCUUUCUUUCUUUCUUUCUGUUGUUGUUGUCCUGAUGAGACAAGUAAUUUGGACCACACAAUCACUUGUCAAAGGCUCACUCCAGACCCAGAGGAAUUCACCAUCUGAUGAAGUGUUCUUUCAAUGAUUUUUUCUUUGUGUUGUAUAGCUUUAAGGAAAAAAAAAGAGAAAAAAAUGGCUUCAGUCUCAGUCCUGUAUUUCUUGGGGAGGGGGAAUUCUGGACAUUAUUGUGUCAAGAAGUGCUUUAUCCAGUGAAGCAAACUUUGCACGAUUGGAACUUACUUUGUUUUGUGUUUAUAUUUUUCAUCAACAACUUAUUUUUGUUUUCUGAUUUUUUGUGCUAAAAAUUGUAAGCUAGAUUGAUCAAUAAGACAAAACAAAGCACAUAUAUACUUUGUAGCUCCAAGUAAAAUUAACCAAUGAACAAUUCUAUCUGCACUUUUCAAAUGAUCUUUACAGAUGCAUUUAGAGAAGGAGCUAUGUGAUCCUUGACUUAUAACCUCAAAUCCUUAAAGAAACUGACGUUUCUGAAUUAUCCUGACAUUUCUAGAAGAAACAGUAGAGGCUUUGAAUAUCUUAUCUGACCAUACCCUAAAACAUAUCAUUUAUUUGCAUUACUGAGUGUAUUUUGGUGUUUUUAUCUGAUAUGUAGUUAUUAUAUGUGUUCAUUAAUGCUUGAAUACAGUUUAUGGGAACACUGAAAGAUGACAGAUCAAACUCCUUCCUCUCCAAGUUAAAUAAAAGAAGAUCCCUGUUUUCCC